CGCCGAUUAUCAAAAGCUGUGUCUGUCUCUGUCUGAACUGAACAUGGCCGUCUCAUUUUUUCCGUCUCUUCUCUCCAAGCAUCACCAUCUCAUUUUUUCCGUCUCCUCUCUCCGAACAUGGCCAUGGCCAUCUAUUCGCUGGGAUUCUCGACUUGUUUGCAGCACUCGGUCUCCGCCUCCACUGUCCACACCUAACACCUCAGAAGCUCACUCGCCUCCACCACUCUCCACCGAAAAAUGGAAGCCCUUUCGCAAGAAAAAGGUCGUCAUGCGGGUGGGCUACGUUGGUAGUAAUUACAGAGGUCUUCAGCUGCAGCGAGAUGAACAUCAAUUAUCUACUGUUGAAAAUGAACUGGAAACUGCUAUAUUUAAGGCCGGUGGCAUCCGCAACAGUAACUACGGUGAUCUACAUAAAAUUGCCUGGGCUAGAAGUAGCCGAACUGAUAAAGGGGUUCACUCUUUGGCAACAAUGAUAUCAUUCAAAAUGGAGAUACCUGAAGACGCAUGGAAGGAAGACCCCAAUGGCAUUGCUCUUGCAAAAUGCAUUAACUCUUAUCUUCCGGACAAUAUCAAAGUUUUCAGCAUUUUACCUUCGCAAAGGAGCUUUGAUCCAAGAAGGGAAUGUAACUUCCGGAAAUAUUCUUACCUUCUACCUGUUGAAAUCAUUGGAAUAAAGAGGCACUUCAGUGAAGCUGAAAUUGAUUAUCAUCUAUCAGACUUCAAUAACAUAUUAAAAUCCUUUGAGGGAGAACAUCCUUUCCAUAAUUUUACACAACGAUCCAAGUACAGGAAACGAAUUCCUCCAAGACAAGCCCCAAGAAAUGGUCGCAUGCCAAGAAGGCCAAAAUCAUCUGGUAAAUUAUCAGCCUUUGAGUUAGAAGGAAGUGAUGGAGAAAGAGAAUCUAGGAAUGAAGAAAUGGUUGCUUCAGAAUUUGAAGAAACAAAUAAAAUUCCUUCAGAAUAUGGUGGUUCUGGUGCACAUUUGGUUGACUCUGGCGAUAAUCACGGUGAUGGUUUGAAGGAUCAGAAUUCUAACUUAGUUGUUCGUGCAAGGUGGCUAUAUGAACCUGAUGAGACAGACAGAAUAUCUGCUUCCCACUUUAGAAAGAUUUUUUGCUGUACUUGCGGAAAGCUGGAGAGCUCACUAGGAUUUGAUUAUGUUGAAAUUUCCAUAUCAGGAGAGUCUUUCAUGUUACAUCAGAUCCGCAAGAUGGUUGGGACUGCUAUUGCAGUGAAGCGCAGGUUGCUCCCAAGGGAUAUUCUAACAGUUUCGUUGACCAAGUUCUCAAGAAUUGUCUUGCCGCUUGCUCCGUCUGAAGUUUUAAUUUUGAAGGGGAACACUUUUGUAUUGAGGAAACUGCCUGGUAAUGUAACAAGGCCUGAAAUGCAGACUAUGGUUGAAUCAGAAGAAAUUCUCAAGGCUGUUAAUGAGUUCUACACAUCUGUGAUGCUGCCUCAGGUUUCAAAAUUCUUGGACCCUUCAAGAUCACCUUGGAAAGAAUGGGUUGAAAUUUUGGACGCUAACACAAGCAUCCCUGAUACACAGUUGGAAGAAGUCAGGAAUGCUUGGAAGUUGUGGAAGGACAAAUUUGAGGAUACAACUAGUUUUGCAUCAGUUUCCAGUCAAUGAAACAAAUUCAAGAUGCUCCUCCUUUCACCUCUCGAUACAGACAGUGGUUCCUCAUUCGAAAGUGUUUUGUACAACAGUAUUUUCUGUAUUUUAAAGGCUUUUUUAUUAGAAAAAAAAAAAAAAAAAAAAGGUCCUCCAAAAAAUUUUCCAUGUAAACCUCGCAAAAUUGAAUAUAAUCCGAAAAUCUGA
Molecule: messenger RNA, 1819 nt
Organism: Rubroshorea leprosula
Lineage: Eukaryota; Viridiplantae; Streptophyta; Magnoliopsida; Malvales; Dipterocarpaceae
Source: the annotation of a GenBank genome assembly